Messenger RNA from Epinephelus fuscoguttatus (brown-marbled grouper), 2200 nucleotides. It is a transcript of the gene lztfl1, whose product is annotated as leucine zipper transcription factor-like 1. Gene Ontology annotation, cellular component: cytoplasm. Lineage: Eukaryota; Metazoa; Chordata; Actinopteri; Perciformes; Serranidae. The record is from RefSeq and is a predicted model, not a curated record. Gene Ontology annotation, biological process: negative regulation of protein localization to cilium. The transcript is spliced from 10 exons. Bases 275 to 1171 code for a protein of 298 amino acids.
AUUCUCAAGGCAAACACUAGCCGGAGAGCUAGGCUAGCAAAUCUGUCAGAUAAUCUUACAGCUAUGAUAUAAUCCUCCUUUAGCCUCUUCACCGACUUAAAGUAUAAGUACAAAACAGUUUACUAAAACGCUCGUCUCUAGCAUUCUACCAUUAGCUUCUAGUCUGUUCGCUGCGUGGCCUAAAUUAGAGGCUGAAACACCCAUUUUUCCUUUGAAUCAUCUCAGUCUACAAGCUAGCUAACUUAGUAACGUUAACGUUAGCUGCACAGCCACCAUGGCUGAAUUUGGAUUUAAUGAACACCAUCAGAAUGAAGUCAUCAAUUACAUGCGGUUUGCACGAUCAAAGAGGGUCCUGAGACUAAAGACUAUUGAUUCCUGCUUUGAAGAGCUCAAAGACAGCAGGCUGGUGGAGGAAACCUUCACAGUGGACGAGGUAAAGGAGAUGCUGGAUGGGCUGCAGGCGGUGGUGCGUGGGGAGGUGGAGAUGGAGCUCAUCAAUACAGCCCACACUAAUGUGCUGCUGCUCAGGCAGCUCUUCUCACAGGCAGAGAAGUUUUACCUGCGUCUGCAGAGUGAUAUCUCAGAGCUGGAGAACAGGGAGCUGUUAGAGCAAGUGGCUGAAUUUGAGAAGACAGACUUUAAAACCACUGAUAAGAUAAACCAGGAAACAAGCAAACCCAAGUUAGCACCACUGAAUGAAGGUGGAGUGUCUGAACUUCUUAACAAGGAGAUAGCAAGACUACAGGAGGAGAAUGAUAAACUGAAAGCCAGGCUGCGGACUUUAGAAGCCCAGGCAAUGAGUGCCCUGGACGAGAGAACCAAGGCAGAGAGAGCUCUGAAAGACCUUCAGAAGGUGCAAGGUGAACAGCAGUUUGCUGCGCAAUCCAAGGAGAUCAGCAGUCUUGAGGACACUGUGGCAGCUCUGAGGGAGGACUAUGAGAGGUCUCUUAGUGCCAACACUGCCUCCCAGAAGGAUCUGCAGGAGAACCUGAUCUCUGCCAAACAUGAACUUCUGCGAGUGCAGGAGCAGCUCUCCUUGGCAGAGAAGGAGUUGGACAAGAAGUUCCAGCAAACUGCAGCCUACCGCAACAUGAAGGAGAUCCUGACCAAGAAAAAUGAGCAGAUCAAAGAAAUUAGGAAACGAUUGCAGAGAUAUGAGCCCAAUGAAUGAGUUGUACCAAAGACAGCUUGUUAAACAGGUGUCCAGAGCGUGAGACAGGACCAAAAUUUACGACUGUGGUUUGGACAAGAAACCGUCAGUUCCACUGCUGUGAGACAAGAGAGACAGAAACAAAGCACCUCCACGAGGAAUUGUUUAUUCAUGCUUUAUCUGGCAUCUUCAGUAGUUAUUGGCUUUAGUAAAGAGUGUGUGUGUGUGUGUGUGUGUGUGUGUGUGGGUGGGUGUGGGGGGAGGUCGCAAGUACACACAUCUGAUCACACUAAUGAGGUAGUGAUAAAUGAUAGCCUUCUUCAGCUGUGCUUCUUUUCUACGUCUCAGUUUUGGAGCUCACUUACAGUAGCUAGCAGACUUCCCUCAGUGCUCUAUGCAAUUACUGUCACGUCCCUGUUUGAAGAGGCCUUGUCCGUUUGCUGAUUUGGACAGAUACACACUGUCUGCCUGAAGAAUUGGAGUCUUAUCUAUCAGAUGGUUAUAGGUGAUGUUUAGCUCUCUAGCACUGGGUAAUUGAUAUUAUUUUAGCAGCCCCCCUUUUUUAGUUAAAAUGCAAACAUUGUUGAGCUAGACCCCAGCAAACCUUUUGUUUAAUAACCAGCAGCUUCAAAAUAACGUUUCCUGACCGUCUGAGGUCAACCCCGCUUUAAUUUGUUACCUAAAGAUUUAAUAGCAUUCCACAUAAAAUAUUUCCAAUGAUCUGACAUUCUGUGAAAGUCUGAUCAUCGAAAAUAUACCAAAACAUUCUCGCAUUUAUUUUUUCUGCUCUUGCAUAUUGAAUGACGUGGAUCACGGUCUAGAAUGAUUUCCCUACUUCCCCAAACAAAGGGCAUAGAAUAUUUUUGUCUGGAAUCUUUAACUGUGUACUUUUCGUAUUGAUGUGGGUGAUGGAGUGGAAGGUUUAAAAAAAUGAAUAUAUACAUGAUGUUCAUGAAGCAAUGCUCUUGUAGAGUAUGAUACAUCUACCCUAUAUUACACUAGAUGUGCAUUUGUUUGUAUUGUGCAAAGUAUGGGGUAAUAAAAGCUGUU